GCCAGGCGCCGGGCGAGCCGGUGGGUGCCCGGGCGGGAGUGAGGGUCCGAUGCUGGGAAGCGGCGCCCGACAUGGCUUCGGCGGGAGGCGGCGACCGCGAGGGCGCCGUGCCGGACGCCGACCGUCCGCACCAGCGGCCCUUCCUGAUCGGGGUGAGCGGCGGCACGGCGAGCGGGAAGUCCACCGUGUGUGAGAAGAUCAUGGAGCUGCUGGGCCAGAACGAGGUGGACCACCGGCAGCGCAAGCUCGUCAUCCUGAGCCAGGACCGCUUCUACAAGGUGCUGACCGCCGAGCAGAAGGCCAAGGCGCUCAAGGGGCAGUACAACUUCGACCACCCAGAUGCCUUUGACAAUGAUUUGAUGCACAGGACCCUGAGAAACAUUGUGGAGGGCAAGACUGUGGAGGUGCCCACCUAUGACUUUGUGACCCACUCGAGGUUGCCGGAGACCACGGUGGUGUACCCUGCAGACGUGGUGCUGUUCGAGGGUAUCUUGGUGUUCUACAGCCAGGAGCUGCGGGACAUGUUCCACCUGCGCCUGUUUGUGGAUACAGACUCGGACGUGCGGCUCUCCCGGAGAGUCCUCCGAGACGUGCAGCGAGGGCGGGACCUGGAGCAGAUCCUGACGCAGUACACCACCUUCGUGAAGCCGGCCUUCGAGGAGUUCUGUCUGCCGACAAAGAAGUACGCGGAUGUGAUCAUCCCACGCGGGGUCGACAACAUGGCCCGGGGCUGGCUCACCACUGACCCGUGGCUUGUCCCUCUGUCCUGUGUAACAGUGGCCAUCAACCUGAUUGUACAGCACAUCCAGGACAUUCUCAAUGGUGACAUCUGCAAAUGGCACCGAGGGGCCAAUGGGAAGAGUUACAAGAGGGCCUUUUCUGAAGCAGAAGAGCAUCCCGGGGUGCUGACCUCGGGCAAACGCUCGCACCUGGAGUCCAGCAGCAGGCCCCACUGAGUCGCCACCCGCCCGCUUGCUGCUCUGGUGGCUGGGCCCAAAAUGCACCUGCCCUGGGAGUGUGACCCUGGGGCGGUGCUGGGACCAAGGCCCGCGCUGGAGUGCUUGCCUGGACGUGUCAGCUCAGCCUGGGGGCUGGGCCUUCCUGCUGUUUCUACCUGCUUCCUUGUGCUUACAGAUCUAAAACCUGGGGUCCUUGAGGACGCCAUGGCUGUGGGGUAGGGCCAAGGCGCCUGUCUGUGAGGGCUGCGUGAUCCUCCCCCUCGCCCAUCUCCCAAGCACAUGUGCGCCUUCUGUGUCACAUAGCAUCAUUGUGGUGUGCUGGCGACAGUCUGCCCCCCCAGGGCCUGAGCCGGCGUGCUGUGCCCAGCCUGGGGGGCCGUUCACCCAGGGACCCCAGGAACAACCAGUAUUUUCCUAACCUCCUCCCAGCACGCACACGGGGCCUCUUCUGGGUCCUGCCCCAGGAGCUUGCAAGGCCCCGAGUGGAGGGUGGAAGGGCGGCUGGCAGGCCGCGUCCUCUGGCUGCACCCACGGCCUCGGCAGGAGUUUCUUCCGUGGCCGGUUUCUGGUUGUAACAGCUUGGUCAAGCUCACGCCCUUUUGGAGGAAGACUCAAUAAACCAGUAGCACCCAGUAGAAA
Messenger RNA from Ochotona curzoniae (black-lipped pika), 1598 nucleotides. It is a transcript of the gene UCK1, whose product is annotated as uridine-cytidine kinase 1. The record is from RefSeq and is a predicted model, not a curated record. The transcript has 7 exons. Gene Ontology annotation, cellular component: cytosol; cytoplasm. Lineage: Eukaryota; Metazoa; Chordata; Mammalia; Lagomorpha; Ochotonidae. Gene Ontology annotation, molecular function: ATP binding; kinase activity. Bases 72 to 956 code for a protein of 294 amino acids.